UAAGAAAAAAUAUUUUUUAAAGAUAUCUUCACUUUACUCAUCGAUUUUCUGCCGAAAACAAGCAGAAUGCGAUGUUUGUAAAUUAGAAUCUCUUAAUUGCUGCGUAGUGUGACAUUUUAUCGUGACUAGUGUUUAUAAAAAUUAUUUUAAAAGUUGGUCAUUCACAAAAAAAAAAGUAUUCGAAUAUUGUCCAGAAAACUUGAAUCUCAUACCUAAAGAUAUUUGCAUAAAAGAAUAGCAAUGGAUCAGCUACAGAGCUUUUUCAAGUCCAACAUCGACUCGAUCGGUAAGGAUUUGCUCAAUCAGGCUGGUGAAGUAGUCAUGGGAGCAGCUAAGGAGUACAUUGGACAGGCAAUCAACGAAAUGUUUGUCAUCAAGAAAGAAGCUCCGUCAAAACGAGUUUUGCCAUCCAUUCAAAAUAUGAAAAUUGUUGGUGAACGAGCUUCUGGACUUCGUGGACAGAAAGAUGUUCAAGAUUUUUAUGCUCUUAGACAACAAUGCCUUGAUUCAGGAUCAUUAUUUGAGGAUCCAGAAUUUCCAGCAUCAGAUAAAUCCUUAUUCUACUCACGUCGUGCUGAUAGACGUUAUGAAUGGCUUCGGCCAAUGGAAAUCGUUGAUGAUCCACAAUUUUUUGUUGAAGGAUAUUCACGAUUUGAUGUUCAACAGGGAGAACUUGGUGACUGUUGGUUACUUGCGGCAGCUGCAAAUUUAACACAAGAUCAAAAAUUAUUCUUUAGAGUUGUAUGUGAUGACAAUAGCUUCGAAGAGAACUACGCCGGUAUUUUUCAUUUUCGAUUUUGGCAAUAUGGCAAAUGGGUAGAUGUUGUUAUUGAUGAUCGCUUGCCAACAUAUCGUGGACAACUUGUAUACAUGCACUCAACUGAAAACAAUGAAUUCUGGUCAGCAAUGCUUGAAAAAGCAUAUGCUAAAUUACAUGGCAGUUAUGAAGCAUUGAAAGGAGGUACUACAUGUGAGGCACUUGAAGAUUUUACUGGUGGUGUCACUGAAAUGUAUGAACUUAAGGAAGCGCCAUCAAAUCUCUUUCAUAUUAUCGAAAAAGGAUUUGAAAGGAAUUCCAUGAUGGGAUGUUCUAUUGAGCCUGAUCCUAAUGUUAAUGAGGCUGAAACACCACAAGGCUUAGUUCGUGGUCAUGCUUAUUCAAUUACAAAAGCACAACUUGUUGACAUAGUCACACCAAACACGACUGGCAAAAUUCCAUUAUUACGUUUGAGAAAUCCAUGGGGUAACGAUGUAGAAUGGAAUGGCCCAUGGAGUGAUAAAUCUGCAGAAUGGCGCUAUAUCCCAGACCAUGCAAAAGAAGAGAUUGGACUGACAUUCGAUCAUGAUGGUGAAUUCUGGAUAUCCUACAGAGACUUUUUGAAAUAUUUCGAUCGCAUGGAAAUCUGUAAUUUGUCACCAGACUCAUUGUCUGAAGAACAGGAAUCAGGAUUGAAGAAGAAAUGGAAUAUGAAUGUAUUUGAGGGUGAAUGGGCAGCAGGCAUAUCAGCUGGUGGUUGCAGAAAUUAUCUUGAUAGCUUCCAUCGUAAUCCACAAUAUGUUAUGACACUUGAAGAUCCAGAUGAGGAUGAUGAUGAUGGAAAAUGUACAGUCUUGGUUGCAUUGAUGCAGAAGAAUCGUAGAAGUAGAAGAAACGUUGGAUUGGAUUGCUUGACAGUUGGAUUUGCAGUUUAUCGUGUCACAGAACGUGACUUGGCACAAAAGCCAUUGAAGAUGAAUUUCUUUAAGUACAAUGCAUCUGUUGCAAGAUCGCCAGCAUUUAUUAAUCUUCGUGAAGUCAGUUGCCGUUUUAAGCUUUCACCAGGAAAUUAUUUAAUAGUUCCAUCCACAUUUGAGCCAAAUGAAGAAGGUGAAUUUUUAAUUCGUGUCUUUUCUGAGGGUAAAAGUACGUUUGGUGAAAAUGACGAGACUGUUGGACUUGGAGAUGUUGAUUCAAGGAUUGCGGGUGAUCUUCCAAAUAUUCGCGAUCCAACACCUGAAAGAUCAGCCAUUGAGCAAUUGUUCAUGGACAUGGCUGGUCCGGACCAGGAAGUCGGUUGGAUGGAAUUAAAGCGAAUCCUAGAUCACUCCAUGCGAGAUGAAUUAGUGAAACACACGGAUGCGGCCCAAGCGACGAAUGGCUAUCAAUCAUAUGCUGAAGUUAAUGGUCAACAGCAACAACAAGAAGAGGGUGGCGGCAAUUUAUUGGCAUUGAUUUGUGCUUCAUUAUGCAAGGAUACGCCUUUGGCCACAUUGUUUGGACCACCUCCAAACGAAAACAAUAUUAACAAUAACACUGCCGCCACGCCUCUUAUGACUCCUAUUCAAAAUGUGUCUGAGAGUCAGGGCUUCUCAAAGGAUAUUUGCAGAUCUAUGGUAGCAAUGUUAGAUGUCGAUCACUCAGGCAAGCUUGGAUUGGAGGAAUUUAAGACAUUAUUGAAUGAUAUUGUCAAAUGGAAGGCUGUCUUCAAAUUAUACGACAGAGCAAACACCAACAAACUCAAUGGUUAUGAAAUGCGUGAAGCUUUAGGAUCUGCCGGUUAUCAUUUGAAUAAUCACAUUCUUAACUCCCUUGUUUAUCGUUAUGGAGCAGCUGACAAGACAAUUUCAUUUGAUGACUUCAUCAUGUGUGCUGUUAAAGUUAAGACAAUGAUUGAGCACUUUAAGGAGAAGGAUUAUAACAACACAAAUCAAGCGACAUUCACGAUGGAUGAAUGGAUUACGAGAUCACUUUAUUCAUAAACUUGUAUUAUGUAUUCCAGCUUUUCGAAUGUUUAAAGUUGCAUUUUUUCAUUAAUUAUAAAUUUAGUUGUUUUGCAGUCAGACUGUAAAUUAUAAUUGUUUCGAAUGGGGAAUUUCAAGGGAUUAUUAGACAUUGAUCUUUAGAAUUUUUAAUGGAUUUGAGUGCUCAAUGUCUGAAAGUCAACUUUUCAAUUACCAUGCUUUGGAAUUUCCACGAUUUUCGCUUUAAUCCAUAACAAAAAAAAAAAAUAUUUAACUCCACUUUCUAUUUAUUUUUGGAUGUACUAAAAAAACUGAUCAAAUUAUCUUAAAAGUUAUGGUUGUCUUCCUUUUAAAGUUAUUAGUUUAUAAUCAAAACUUUAUUCUCGAAAUAUUUGAAUGUAAAGAUGCUUAAAGGAAUCGCACAAAAUGGAAUUUUUACAUAAAGACAGAAAGAAUUGCAAUUAUUUUGUGAAAUCAGAAAUCGUGCCUAUGUUUACACACAAAUUGAAAAAUUUUAUCAAUCAUUAGUCAGAAGAACUAUUUUAAAAACUUCAUAUACUUGUUAUCAUGAAACAAAUCGUUUCGCAAAGUC
This is a messenger RNA of Chironomus riparius, 3313 nucleotides long. The record is from the annotation of a GenBank genome assembly. Lineage: Eukaryota; Metazoa; Arthropoda; Insecta; Diptera; Chironomidae.